Raphanus sativus (radish) is the source of this 1154-nucleotide messenger RNA. RefSeq lists its product as uncharacterized. NCBI's taxonomy places the organism in Eukaryota, Viridiplantae, Streptophyta, Magnoliopsida, Brassicales, Brassicaceae. Gene Ontology annotation, molecular function: translation initiation factor activity. The transcript has 6 exons. The record is from RefSeq and is a predicted model, not a curated record. Bases 102 to 1001 code for a protein of 299 amino acids.
AAGUUGGGCCCAAGGGCCUUUUAAUAAACUGUGUAUGUAUAGCGCGGAGAAAAGUGUAUCGUCAGACAAAUUCCUUCCGCCGCUGCAUCUCUUCACCGACAAUGUCGAAUUGGAGUAACGAUGUGACUAGGUUAAUGGAUCGAGAUGUUGGUAUUUAUUCUGGAGAAGGAACCUCUGGGACGGCAAAGAGGUCCGAGAGCUUUGCAAAAGAAGUCAAGCAUAUGGAAUCUGUGAUGAAUUUUAAGAGAAGUGGCGAGGGAGUUGUUGCUGUAGCUUCUACCACUUAUUCGUUGAAUGAAUUGGUCGAGUUCUUGGAAUCCCCGACGGUGAAGAUUCCUGUUGGAGCUCUAGACGUAGGAACGAUCACCCCAGUGGAGAUCUGGAAGGCCUUUCAAAUGAGUGAUCGCAAACGGCACUUCUCCACUGUCUUGGCCUUUGAUGUAGACGUUACCCCUGAGGCAAGUCAACUCGCGGAACAGUUGCAAGUCAAAGUCAUCUGUGGCGGCGGUAUGCUUGAUACGUUGCACUCCCAGUUCAAAGAGCAUAUCGAACAGCUGGGAGAGGACCUAGAAAUUGAGGAUGAAGCAAUCUUCCCUGGCAUCCUCAGCAUCUUAACCAACGCUGUGUUCAGCAAGGAAGACCCUAUUGUCCUCGGAGUCUUAGUUGUUGAAGGUUUCAUUAAGGUAGGAGUUCCCAUAGCCUAUGUGCGAACUGCUGGUUGUCUGGAUUUAGGACGUAUUGCAUGGAUUGAGAAAUACCAACAACCCGUCGAUGUUGCUAGUCUAGGCGAGACCGUUGUUAUCAAGAUUGUUGCAUCAAACCCGGAAGAACAGAGACAAGCACGUAGCUUUAGAAGCCAUUAUGACAUUAAUGAUAAUAUCCUUGUCACUCGUAUUUCUAGGGGAUCUAUCAAUGCCCUCCGAGAUAAUCACAAGGAUAAACUAUCCUAUAGCGACGUGAAAGUGCUGUAUGAUCUCAAACACGUUCUCAAUAUCAAGUAAUAUGUGUAUGUCUAAUGUUGUUGUUCCCGUUUGUCAACAACAACUACUUUCCAUUUAAAAUCUGAACAAGCUGGCCGCUUCUAGUUAUCUCAUCUUUUUAUAUAGUUAUGUAUUCGCAUCUUUUAUAUGCUGAAAAUAAAUGGUUGAAUAUAA